Molecule: messenger RNA, 3216 nt
Organism: Jaminaea rosea
Lineage: Eukaryota; Fungi; Basidiomycota; Exobasidiomycetes; Microstromatales
Exons: 1
Coding region: 121-3216 (1031 amino acids)
Source: RefSeq, a predicted model, not a curated record
CUGCCGCUCAACCAACACUUUGAACUGGCUCAAGCGCCGCCAGUCCGCCCUCCGCGUCUUUGCGUCUUGCCUUGCAAUCCAUCAUUCCCAUCACGCUCCCAUGACAUACCCAUCACCGAGAUGACACAACCACGACGACCAUCGCCAGCCCGGAGUGUCUCACCCCGUUGCCUCACUGCACCACACAUCAGCCUCCUCCUGUUGAGCGUCUACUGGGCACGAUGCCGGUAUGCUGCUUCGCCCACUCUCAGCAUCCUCGACGUAGACGUGCGGCAAACCCUCUUCGACAGUGAUGGCGAGAACAGUCACUGUCUUGUCGCAACAAGGCUGCUCAUGUACCUUUUGCGUAGCUGGGAUGGCUUCAUCGAGCCGGCCGGCAGCUUGCGCGAGUUCUGCGAGGACUUGAGGGCGGCAUUGAGGGGACCGCAGGGCGAACAGAGGAACAGCGGGCCCAGCGGUAGCAAGAGUAGCGCACGAGACAGAGAGAGGGAGAUCCUGAGCCAGUCACGCAUCGAUAGCCUCAUAGAGUGGCUCGAGGAGCAAUGGAGCCUCCUCAUUCCGCACACAGCGCCUGCAUCCUUCAUGGGCAACGAGAGUUUCGCUUCGCACUCUGGGGUCGGGGACAAUCAUGCCCUGCCCCUCGCGCCUGUCUGCAACCAGCUUGUCAAGAUAGUCGAAGCCGCUUCUCUCUGCAUCGAGGUUACCAACGAGGAUGAGGAAGACGAGGAUGACGCGGUGGGCUCACCUCGUGGAGCUAUUGAGCGGAGGUCCCCGCUCGGCAUCGCGAUACGCAGGAUGAGGUUAGCACUCGAGGGGCUUGACGAAUUCGAGGUCAUGCCACGAAUGGCUCGCGAACUGGCAAGGUGGAAACAAGGCAGAAUUGAGCCGCACCCAGAAGGAGUUCCUGAGGCUCAGGAGUCGUCCGCAACCAACUUGCCCGCUCGCCUCGAAAUCUUCCAUCGCUACCAGGAUGCCCGCCGUCGAGGCGACUACGCUGCCACUCGCGAGGCGCUCUACGCCUUCUUCUCGCUUCCUCCGCCAAUCUCUCACCGUACACGCUCACCUCUUCACCCCUAUGGCCACCCAUUGGGCCCGAAUGCUUCCUCCCUUGCCCCUCCCCCCGGCCCAUCCGGGGCAGCGGGGUCGAGCACAACGACCGGGCAGACUCGUACAAAGUUGCACCACCAUGCUCUACUGAAUCUUGCCGGCUUUCAUGUGGAGUGGGAAGAGUGGGACGCUGCAAGUCGGGCGCUCAAGGAGGCGACCGGACUCUGCAAGGCGGAGAGGGAUGCGGAGGGGCUAGAGGCUUGUAGGAGUCUUGGUAGGAGAGUCGAUGCUGCGCUUAGCCGGCGCUGCAGAGGUGCGGAUGAAGGUGGUGAAAAGGGAGAUCUCGCAGGGGUCGACGAUGUGCUUCUGCGCGAGCCGGUGUCGCCGUGGAUUCCGCCUAGUAGGGAGGGGACAUGGCGUGCAGCAGAGGCAACGAUGAGCCCAAGCAGCAGCGACGACCCUGUCGCAGCCACCGCGAUGCUCAUCGGUCUUCCCAGAUACUCAAGCUGGGGCUCCCCCAGCUCGUACGCCACUUCCAGCUCGCCCAAUACAGAAGGCAGAGGCAACCUUCCUCAGCCUCAUCCGCACCCCAACAACGAGCUACGUAGCCUACUGAUGCGAGAGCAACAAGACGCCGCCUCCUCUUCCUCCGGCUCAGCAAGCCAGCCGGCCCGCCUCACACCAGACGACCUUUGGGAUUCGUUGCGAUGCAGCACCGCGCUGAGCCCACACUCGUGCGCUCAAAUCCUUGAAAGUGUCCAGCUCUGUGUGUCCCUCCCCAUCCCAAGCAAUUUCCUCCGCUCUGUCGCUGGAUCCGCCCCAUCAGCCCCACCCAGCGCUGCCAAUGCCAACCCACACCCAGCUCAAGCUCUCUACGUGGCGCAAGACCAGCCUCGCCCAUGGGCCACCCUUUCACGUUUGCACAGUCUCAUGGGGGAAGAACAUCAUGCCCUUUCCUACCGCCGUUUAGCAAGGGCGGAAGCAUAUGUCGGGGACGAGAGAAGAGGACGUGAGGAUGAGUGGGGUAUGCGAUUCGAUGAAGCGUGGAGCUUGGCCAGGGCCGGCAGGUUCGAUGAGGCGCUGACGAAGCUCUGCAGCUCGAACGGAGAAGGAGCAUGGUUGCGCGAACUGGUGGAGCAGGGCGAUUUCCGCACGUACACGCAGUGGGUCAAAUGUGUGUAUCGCUGCCUUUACUUGUGGAAGAGGAGGGCGGGGACCGAUGAGUAUGGGAGGAAAAGGAUCGCACGGCUGGCGACCGGACGUGAAGAGGAGGAAUGGGACGUCGAAGUCGACGAUGAAGCCUAUGACCACGGAGCCGUCAAGGGCGGUCAGAAGGCACGGAGCAUGGAUGGCAGGAUCAACGAGCUCACUCGUGAGCUCCGCCUUCUCAUCACCGCCUCACCUCCCGGAAAGGACAAAUUCACGGGAAACGCCAGCAUAGCUAGUCGCGCCUUACCCCUUCUCUCGACCCUUUUGCACCGUACACGUCUCCUCGGUCGGAACAUAGCGCACCGACGUCUUCUCAUCCUUUUUGCCCAGCUACAGGCUUUCCAUCUCGGCGGGCACAAGCAGCUGGAUGCGGCUCUGAAGACGAUGAGGGAGUGUGUGAUGCCUAGCUUGCUGGCGGGUACCACCCUGGGGGACGAAGAGGGGGAGGGGGCGAUUGGAGACCCAGAAGAGUUGGCCGACGGCCUCUUUGCGUACGCGCAGCUUUUGCUGGCGAAGGCGAGGGCUGUGGACGCCGGUCUGCCAGGGAGUGCUUCACCGAACAUAGAAUGGCGUCGCAGCAGCACGGCGUCCCCCUUUGGACCCGUCUCAUCGCCCAGCUCAUCAGCACUGAAACGGCAAGCCCUUCAGUGGCUUCUCCGUGCCCGUGACGCCUACAUCGCCGCCUGCCCACCUCAUGGUAUGCCGCAGGGCAUGCUGAAGGUGGACGUCUUCCUUGCGCGACUCUACGAGGAGUUGGCUGUCCAGACGGCCGUGGAUGAGGAUGGAAAGAGGGAGGAGGACGCAAAACAGGCGCAAGUGUGUCGAGCGAGAGUGAACGAGGGGGCUGCGCUGCUGCGACGAAGGGAACAGGCUGAUGCGGAAGUAGCUGGAGGAGACGUGUGCAGGUGGGAUGAGCUAAUCGCCAGGGUGGGAGCGAAGAUUGCUGCACCGCGAUGCUAA